AUGACUCGAAUCGUCUCCUUCUCUGUGCUCUCUGUCGUGUUUCUCGACGCCGUUAUUGGUGGCUUUGUGGACUCUGCGGCUGACAUUGCUAGUGCAUACGAUUUCAUCGUUGUCGGAGGCGGAACCGCAGGCAAUGUCGUUGCCAAUCGCCUCUCGGAAGACCCCCUCAUCCAGGUACUCGUCAUUGAAGCUGGCGGAUCCAACGAACGCUUAAAUGGGAUCGAGAUGCCAUUUCUGCUCGCCCCUGCGUUUGAUACUACUUAUAGCUGGAAUUUUACCACCGUUCCGCAGCCGGGGCUGGGAGGGAGAUCUCUUCCCUUUGCGCGGGGCUUUGUCCUGGGAGGAAGUUCUUCGAUCAAUGGGAUGAUAUACUCUCGAGGUUCAGCUGAGGACUACGAUGCCACAGCACAGCUGACCGGGGACGAGGGCUGGGCUUGGGACAACCUCCAGCCGUAUAUUCGGAAGGCGAGUUUGAACGAACGGUGGGCUGAGCCUGUGGACAACCACCCAACCUCCGGGCAAUUCAACCCGACGGUCCAUGGCUUGGCUGGGAUCACUUCCGUCUCUCUGCCCCCUCUCGCCAAAGCCUUAGAUCGGCAAGUGACGCAGACAACGGAAGAGAGCCCCGAGUUUCAGUUCAACUUAGACACGAACUCGGGGAAUCAGCUCGGUAUUGGCUGGUUGCAGUCCACCAUCACUUCCGAAGGGAGGCGCGAUAGCUCGGCGACUUCGUACCUUGGCCCCAGCUUCAUCAGUCGACCGAAUUUGCAUAUCCUACUGAAUAGUCAAGUCACACGACUGCUGCCGGCCAGCGACGAAAGCGACGAUGACACUUCUAUCUUCGAUCUCACAGAUACGCCAGGCACAGCGGGGCCAAAGCACGUCGUAACAGCUAAGAAGGAAAUAAUCCUUUCCGCUGGUUCCAUCGGUACCCCUCACAUCUUGCUUCACUCUGGAAUUGGCGAUAGAGACGAGCUAUCUAACUUGGGGAUCUCACCAACACACCACCUCCCCGGGGUUGGUAAGAACCUCACCGAACAACCUGCAGUCAACAAUGUCUGGCUUGUCGACUCCACUAGUAACGAUCCCGACGUUAGUGGCCUCCCAGCCGGCUUCUUCACUCACAUAGGGUUUUUGAGGAUUCCUGAUAAUGCAAGCAUCUUCGAGACGGUGGAAGAUCCUGCGCCUGGACCAAAUACAGCUCGCAUCGAAUUCAAUAGUGUUGUGGUUGACCCCAUAAGCAGCGUUGGUUCCCUCUCCAUCACCACCAACGUCCUUACUCCAAUAUCGCGCGGUUCGGUCACGCUGAACUCGUCAGACCCACUCGAUGAUCCACUGAUCGAUCUCGGGCUUCUGGAACACGAAUUCGAGUCGUUCACUAUGCGCGAAGCCGUACGUGCUGCACAACGCUUCCUCGACUCCCCUGCUUGGGAUGACUAUAUCAUUGGGCCGUCUGAGGCCCUUGCUUCGGUAGACUUCAAGAAUGAUAGCCAGCUGAACGCGUAUGUACGGAAAAAUGCUGCACCUGCGCUGCAUCCAGUCAGCACGGCCGCCAUGUCCCCGUAUAAUGUCUCUUGGGGUGUUACGGAUCCAGAUUUGAAAGUCAAGGGUGUCCAAGGUGUUCGCGUUGUUGAUGCAUCUGUACUCCCGCUGAUCCCAUCCGGACACACGCAAGCACCCGUGUACAUUAUUGCAGAAAGGGCAUCCGAUCUAAUCAAGCUUGCCUGGAACAUAACCGUGUAA
Messenger RNA from Pleurotus ostreatus (oyster mushroom), 1743 nucleotides. RefSeq lists its product as uncharacterized. Gene Ontology annotation, molecular function: flavin adenine dinucleotide binding; oxidoreductase activity, acting on CH-OH group of donors. The coding region runs from base 1 to 1743 and encodes 580 amino acids. The record is from RefSeq and is a predicted model, not a curated record. Lineage: Eukaryota; Fungi; Basidiomycota; Agaricomycetes; Agaricales; Pleurotaceae. The transcript is spliced from 10 exons.